CUGCGCUCCUGUCUCCCCGCGCUGGCUGCCAUUUUAGCAAGAAAGCUAUACUCAUUUUGCUCCCUCAGAACAGACCCAGCAGACCCAUCGAGUGCUAAGCGUUGAUCAUGUUGCCUUUUGGGUCCAGUUUGAUUCAUUGUAAUCUGCCCUUUUGCUUGCGAUGGGUGGGUGCCCGUGUGGAGAGAGAAUUUCAAGAAUAACGUAUGUAGAGAUUGCCUCUGUCGUGGGAUUAAUGUGAUGGAGCCUGACAGGUUGAAUUCUCCGGACACUUCUGUAAUCACUAUUGACAUUCUGGGUCACCAACUGCAAUUUGCUCAGGAUCCAAAUUCAAAGCACUUAGGAACAACAGUUUGGGAUGCAUCAAUGGUGCUCGUCAAGUAUUUGGAAAAGAAUUCUCGAAGGGGAAGAUUCUGCCCAUCUAAGCUCAAAGGAAAGCGUGUCAUUGAGCUUGGAGCAGGUUGUGGGGUAGCUGGGUUUGGCAUGGCACUGCUAGGGUGUGACGUAGUCACAACAGAUCAAGCUGAGGUUUUACCACUACUAAGGAGAAAUGUGGAACGGAAUACUUCAAGGAUCCUCCAGAUGAAUCCAGAUUCAUUUGGUUCAAUUCAGGUAGCUGAAUUGGACUGGGGAAACAUGGAGCAUGCAAAGGCUGUUCAUCCUCCUUUUGACUUUAUCAUUGGCACAGAUGUCGUUUAUGCAGAGCAUCUCCUGGAACCACUGCUGGAGACAAUAUGUGCAUUAUCAGGACCUAGAACCUGUAUCUUGUUGGGUUAUGAGAUGCGAUCCACAAGCGUGCAUGAGCAAAUGAUGCAGAUGUGGAAGGGAAGCUUUGAUUUGAAACCCAUUCCAAAAUCCAAGAUGCACGGUAAGUACCAACAUCCUAGUAUUCAACUUUUUAUGAUGGGGUCAAAGUCCACAGACAGAAAUGCGGGAGAGACGACUCGGAGGGUGGAGAACACGGAUGAAACAACUCAAAGCGUCGGGACUUCAGAUGAGAGGACAAGGUUUGACCAGAAGAUCAGUGAAGAUGAUACAGCAGAACCUCAAAUGGACUGGAAUAGUGGGGAUAACAAUCUCUCUGAUGAUCCUACUAGUGAAAGAUUCGAGGACGGUGUUGAAUUACUGGCGAAACUCAAGAACGGCGAUCUUAGUGAAUGGGAAGCAAGAAGGUAUGGGUCAAUGGCUGCUCGUCUUCUUCGUGAUGUAAAAAUAAUGUAGAGAUUCUUAAGAUAGUAUUACCGGUACUUAUAAAUGGGUGAAGUUUAUCACAGCACCUAGAGAUCUGGUUAGAUUUAGAUGGUGGUUAUAUUUGCCACAUAUAGAAACAACCUAUCAUCGUCCAGAAACUGGUUCAUGGAAGUCCCUUUCUAUCAGUCGACCUGCUCUAAAUUGAUGGUUAAUCUGGCCA
Eucalyptus grandis is the source of this 1408-nucleotide messenger RNA. Its product is annotated as protein-lysine methyltransferase METTL21D. The record is from RefSeq and is a predicted model, not a curated record. Bases 238 to 1218 code for a protein of 326 amino acids. NCBI's taxonomy places the organism in Eukaryota, Viridiplantae, Streptophyta, Magnoliopsida, Myrtales, Myrtaceae. The transcript is spliced from 10 exons.